Coregonus clupeaformis (lake whitefish) is the source of this 2565-nucleotide messenger RNA. Its product is annotated as popeye domain-containing 2. The transcript has 4 exons. Bases 569 to 1738 code for a protein of 389 amino acids. The record is from RefSeq and is a predicted model, not a curated record. Gene Ontology annotation, molecular function: cAMP binding. Gene Ontology annotation, cellular component: sarcolemma. NCBI's taxonomy places the organism in Eukaryota, Metazoa, Chordata, Actinopteri, Salmoniformes, Salmonidae.
ACAUGGUUAUCCUACUAGGGGUCUCUCUCUCCCCCUCUCCCUCCCUCUCUCUCCCUCUCGCUCUCUUUGCUGCCAACUGUGAGCUCUCCAGAGCAAGCAAAUGGGUGAGGGAAAUAGAGAGAAAAUCAAGAGACACACACAGCAAACAUAGAGGGGGAAAAGAAGGGACGAGAGGGCGGGAGAGUGAAAGACGCACAAUGUGAGGAGAAAUCCAUUCCAAUCGUGUUUAUGGUAUAAUAACCAAAGCAGGACGAGGAAAUCUGUAGUCUAGCCGUACGUAAGAGGGCAACAGAGCAACUUUUGACAAUUAAUACCAUUUUUGCAACGUUUUCUCUGUUUUAACAAUACCUUGAUUGAACUUUUAAGAAAUAGACCAACUCCAGUGACAACUUUUCAGUCUCACUGAUAAAGCAACAACAACAACUUGAGGCUUGAGUGGAGGACAAACUUUUUCUACCAGCUUUGACCUCUGGUAGCGUAGUAAACUUUGGAAUAUUCUGAGUGUAACAGUUUUUUUGGAACUUAUUGAACUAGAUAGUUUGGUUUGGAAAAACAGCCUCCCUCCACCAUGAGUGCAGACAACUCCACCCUGUUGGAGACAGUUCUCUACGGCCAUCCACCAUGCGAUGGCUGGACCAAGAACACAGAGGGGGCCUUCUACCACCUGGGCAACACAGUCUUGUUCCUGGGGUACAUGGGGGGCAGCAGCACCUACGGCUGCCUGUUCAUCUUUGGUUUCAUGACGCCUGCCUUCACCUGCCUGGCCCUGUGGGGCUGGAUGACCAUGUGUGGGGUGGAUGUGUUCACCUGGAACCUGCUGCUGCUGGUGGCCUGCGUGCUCCAGAUCUGCCACCUCAUAUACAGGCUGCAACAGGAUGGCCUGGCCAACGAGGAGCUGUCGGCCCUCUACUCAGCCGUCUACCUGCCUCUGGACGUGCCCAUACAGGUGUUCAAAGACAUUGUGGGUGCCUGUGAGAACAAGGUGCUGGCCCUAAGGGUAGAGGAGACGUACGCAGUGGAGGGCAAGACGCCCAUCAACCAGCUGUCCUUUCUGCUGUCUGGGAGGAUCCGUGUGUCUCUAGAAGGACAGUUCCUCCAUUACAUCUUCCCCCACCAGUUCCUGGACUCACCUGAGUGGGAGUCUCUCAGACCCAACGAAGAGGGGAACUUUCAGGUGACCCUGACGGCAGAGACGGACUGCCGCUACAUCUCGUGGCACCGGCGCCGCCUUUACAUGCUGCUGUCCAAGGAGCGCUACAUCACCCGCCUCUUCUCUGUCAUGCUGGGCAGCGACAUUGCCAACAAGCUCUACUCACUCAAUGAUAAGCUCUUCGCCAAGAGCGGCGUGCGCCUCGACAUCCGCCUGCCCAGUCUCUACCAUGUCCUGGCCCCCCCACCCCCGGGCAGCGAGGGUGAGGUCUGUAGCGGCAGUGGUAGUGCCAGGGACCAGGUAGCCCCAGUGGAGCAGCAGGAGGCAGCAGUGGUGGAUGUGGACCCGGUGCCAGCCUACCAGAAGUCAGAGCCUACAACACCCCCGACCCCACGGCUGCAGAUCCAAGAGAAGUCCCCCACCCCAUCAACGGCAACCCCCCACCAACCCCGGGGCCCACCCUCCCAGCGUCAGCCCUGGCCCUCAGACAUGGAGAUGCCCUCUGGAGGGGAAACCACUGGGACUCUACCAAUGCGAUACCAAAGAGGGAGAGCUCCUCUGGCCCCCACGGACACCCCUAAACUGUGAUAGUUUUACCCAAAGUGCAAACAGUUCCAGGUUGUCUUUAUUACAGUCAUGCUGUGCAGAUUAUAACACUAUCACAAAAUGUUUAUACAUAGCUAUAGCAUUUUCCUGAGAUGACCAGUGGAACUGCAGGAAAGACAACCUGGGAUAUAACUAUCACCACUGUCCUGGGUGGAAUCAGGCCCACCCAACACCACAUCCUAGUCUCUCACCUAACAUUAUCUCACUCCUGUGAUGUCAUCUGUGCGUGACAAUAAAGGAGAGAGAGAGACUCUGGACACUGAACAGAAUUAUGUUAUAAAACUGAAUUUAUUAGUUAAUGUCACAGAAAUGACGGUAUACUCUUUUUAUUAUGUCACUCACAUCUCCCAUUCAUCUGGAUGGAAAGCCUUUUGACUUAGAGAUUGUGUUAGAUAGGAUUAUGAUAUUGUGAUUCCACAUUAAACUAAUCAUGUGUAUUAGAUUUUUUAACAUCCGGGGUUGGGUUGGCUAGCUAGGGGCACGUUUAAUCUUGUUUGUUUGUGCAGACAUAAUCUGAGAGAAUAAUGUUUGACUGAGAGCAUGCUAAAAUGGUUUUCUCUUCAUACAUACAUAUUUUCAAAUCAUGAUUCCAAAUUGAACAGGCAGACACACACUUCUGCAUUGUGUGUAUGUGCUUGAGAACGUGAGAUGUCUCACACAUUGUAAAUUUAGUCUGAAAAACAUAGAACAGGAGUAUUUUGUUUGUGUUGUUUUCCCCCAAAAAUGUGGGCCUACAUAUAUACAUAAUGUGAUAAAAAUUUAUUUUCAUGGGGCCAAUCUUUCUCCAUAAAGCUCUUGGUGAAAAUGCA